Messenger RNA from Raphanus sativus (radish), 1529 nucleotides. RefSeq lists its product as uncharacterized. NCBI's taxonomy places the organism in Eukaryota, Viridiplantae, Streptophyta, Magnoliopsida, Brassicales, Brassicaceae. Bases 935 to 1396 code for a protein of 153 amino acids. The record is from RefSeq and is a predicted model, not a curated record. The transcript is spliced from 2 exons. Gene Ontology annotation, cellular component: small-subunit processome; box C/D methylation guide snoRNP complex. Gene Ontology annotation, molecular function: snoRNA binding.
UUUAAAAUCCAGUGUUAUUCAACUAAUGAUUUCUAUUAUUUUUUUUCAAAUUUUAUGUUAUUGAAUAUGAUAUUUAUCUAAACUCACUUAAAAUCACCUGUAAUCCACUGUUAUUCAAUUAACAAUUUAUAAAAACUAAAUCAAAUCAUCUGUUAUUCAAAGGCAAACAAUUUUGAAAAAGAAAACUGUGAUUAGGAUUUGAUACAAACUUUUUAACUAAUUUCAGUCAAAACUAUUGUAUCCCACGACAAAAUCAAAUCCCACCUAUGCACCUGUUAUUUGGAAAAACCCAAAAUCAAAAUUAAAAAAACUACUCAUAUGAAAACGAUCAAUAAACCACCUAUGCACCUGUUACUAUUUGGAAGCAUCGUCAAGCAUAACGGUGACAAUGAAGCUCACACCUCUGUACAUGUUACGCCACCACCGUCUCUCGAAAUCUAAUACACCUCCCUGUUGACUUGAAGCUUUGCAGCCUUCAUCGAUUCAUUGAGCUUCCGAUUAUGGCAAAAUCAAUGGUGGCCAGGAUUCAAUGCUUCUCAAUAUGAAUACGCAUGGUCCGAGUAAUAAUUAUGUAGCAGCUUUGUUAUUGUGCCAUAUCUACAGCCUAUCACUCGUUCUCAUAUGAGAAGAUACAAUGCUUCAGAUCUUGUUAACAUACAAGAGGUUUGAGAUCAUUCUUUUCAUGUCUCUACCAUUUUGAUGGUACUGACAAAGAAGGGUAAAGGUGUUCGUUAGCAUUUUGAUAGGUUCAUCAAGACCUAAAGGUGUGACCUUUUCGAGUUUAUUAUAUUACUUCCUUUUUCUGCACUUUCAUGCUCAAUCCAUAUAUUCUCUAAUAAUAAUGCAGUCUGGUGAUUUAGAAAAAGCGUAACUUGGACUCGCUCACAGCUACAGCAGAGCGAAGGUGAAGUUCAUUGUUAACCGUGUGGACAACAUGGUUAUUCAAGCCAUCUUCCUCCUCGACACGCUUGAUAAGGAUAUCAACUCCUUUGCGAUGAGAGUCGGAGAAUGGUACUCGUCGCACUUCCCAGAGCUAGUGAAGAUAGUCAAUGACAAGUACCUUUACGCUCGAGUCUCAAAGAUGAUUGAGGACAAGUCAAAGCUGUCUGAAGAGCACAUCCCUAUGCUUACUGAAGUCCUUGGGGAUGAAGAUAAGGCUAGAGAGGUCGUUGAAGCUGUAAAAGCAUCUAUGGUUAAUAAUAAUGUGAUGGAGAUAAUCAUCUUUAACUGUUCUCUCUCUUUGUUUCUCAAACAUGUCUCUUUUGCAGGCCAGGAUUUAUCUCCACUUGAUCUGAUCAAUGUCCAGACCUUUGCUAAGAAAGUGAUGGACCUAGCUGAUUACAGAAAGAAGCCCUACGACUACCUUGUCGCCAAAAUGAGCGCAAUUGCUCCAUAGAAGCAAGUAGUCUCAUAGAAGAAUACUUCCUCAAGUUUGUGAGUAAAUAAAAGUUUUUUAGAUAUCCUGCAACAAAAAAAAAGAAACAGAGAAACAGUUAUUCAUAUAUAAACACUUUCAGCUAAUUAGAAAA